UAGCUCGCUGUUACAUUCUUUAAAUCAAGCUUUGCAGAAAAAGCAUAUGUCAUAUCACAAGGUAUAUGACACACAGGUGACAAAUAUUGGUUAUGAACAAGUCAGUGUUCUCCUUUCUAAUUGGCUCAUAAUAAUCUCGCGGACUGAUAAAAGGUGCUCUAAAUUCAGAGAGCAACUAUAGUCCUCCUUGGCACAUAACAUUUCAGAGGAAAAAAAAGACUGCAAAAUGAAGCUUCUUCUCCUUACAACAUUUGUUGCAACCAUCUGCUGUCAGGUCAAUGCAGGCAAGACAAAGAAGUUGUUGGCAGCUAUGCUUGGUAUGAACCCUGGGAUGAUGGCAGGUAUGAACCCUGGGAUGAUGGCUGGUAUGAACCCUGGGAUGAUGGCAGGUAUGAACCCUGGGAUGAUGGCUGGUAUGAACCCUGGGAUGAUGGCAGGUAUGAACCCUGGGAUGAUGGCAGGUAUGAACCCUGGGAUGAUGGCAGGUAUGAACCCUGGGAUGAUGGCAGGUAUGAACCCUGGGAUGAUGGCAGGUAUGAACCCUGGGAUGAUGGCAGGUAUGAACCCUGGGAUGUUGGCUGGAGGAAUGGCAAACGGAGUGGUGAACCCCCGGUUAAUGGCUGGAGGCCUGAACCCUGCCAUGGUAGCUAGUGGAGGGGCAGGUUUCAUCGGGCAGCCGCAGUUUGUCCAGUUUGCUCAACGAGUUCCUGCUUUUGCUGCUCCAGCCCCUAUUGCCAAUGUGUACGCUGUCCCUGCAGUCAAUGGGUUUCCCUUCAUGGGAGUGCCUCAAGGUGCACAAAUGAAUCCUCCUCAGCAGCCUCAGAUGGGGGUCCCAGGUGGUGCCAUGCAACAGCAGGUUCCCCUUCAGGCUGAUCCAUUCAGAAGAUUCAGACGUCAGAAUGUGAAACAAGACAACACCUUGAAGGCCACUGUGGAUACCCAGAUUCCAGCUCCCAUUGAAGCUACUACAACCACUCCCUGUGAGGGGGGAGUUCGUCAUGAAGAUUAUUAAGAUGACAGUGAUACAUUUUAAUCAGAUAUGCAAGAAGUAUCAAAAUGAUAAUAAAACUUGAUUUGUAUGAUUUUGUCUCGACCAAUGACAAUGGAAUCUGUUUGUCUUAUUAAUUAUUAUAAGACUUUAGACUAACUUAAUGAAUCUCAGUAAAAACAAGUGUGUGGCAUGUUAACUGUGAAAUAAAAUAAACGAUUCUUUAAUCAAA
This is a messenger RNA of Gymnodraco acuticeps, 1220 nucleotides long. It is a transcript of the gene scpp9, whose product is annotated as secretory calcium-binding phosphoprotein 9. Lineage: Eukaryota; Metazoa; Chordata; Actinopteri; Perciformes; Bathydraconidae. Bases 227 to 1012 code for a protein of 261 amino acids. The transcript is spliced from 9 exons. The record is from RefSeq and is a predicted model, not a curated record.